Hordeum vulgare subsp. vulgare (domesticated barley) is the source of this 3828-nucleotide messenger RNA. Its product is annotated as disease resistance protein RGA5-like. The coding region runs from base 287 to 3220 and encodes 977 amino acids. Gene Ontology annotation, biological process: defense response to other organism. The record is from RefSeq and is a predicted model, not a curated record. The transcript has 4 exons. Gene Ontology annotation, molecular function: ADP binding. NCBI's taxonomy places the organism in Eukaryota, Viridiplantae, Streptophyta, Magnoliopsida, Poales, Poaceae.
ACAAUCAAUGCCUUAAAAAACUCAUCCCAGUGCACUAGAAAGGAGAAAAGAAAAGCACCAGUGCAUCCGCUCCACUCGUUAGAAGAUUAGCAGUACCAGAAAUUUCUCCAACUGAGCGCCUCUAGCUAGCUGCACCAGUGCCAACAUCAAGGGAGCAGCAGAUUCGAUCUAUUCUACAGACAGCCUGAGCCAUGAUCACCGAACAUCAGUAGCGAAGCUUGUACUUCUUCCAUACUCAAGGAGGCAGCAUCUACACUGGAUUCUGAGGCUCCAGCACCCAGAUCUGAUGGAAAGAAUCAUGGUGAGCGCUGCCACUGGGGUGAUGAACUCCCUCCUCACGAAGCUCAUGCAACUGAUGAGUGACGAGUACAAGCUGCAGAAAGCCGUGAAGAGCAAAAUCGGCUCACUGAAACUCGAGCUGAGCAGCAUCAAUGCUUUUCUCAAGAAGCUGUCUGACAAGGAUGAUCUUGACCCGCAGACUAAGGAAUGGAGAGACCAGGUGAGAGAGAUGGCCUAUGAAAUCGAGGACUGCAUCGAUAACUACAUGCACAAGCUUGACCGCAAGCCAGAUAAAGUAGGUGGCAUCAUGGGCUUCAUCCGCAAAAGCAUCGGCAAGGUAAAAAAUAUGGGAACUGUCCACGGGAUAUCUGGUCAGCUUAAGCAACUCAAGAUCGAAAUCAUCCAGACAAGUGAGCGAUGGGAGAGGUUGCAGUGGGAUGAGGCGGCCAUUUCUGGGGUAUCAACGACGACAACAAUUGACUCUCGAAUGCCUGCGCUGUAUGCCAAGCCUAGUGAUCUUGUUGGUAUUGAUGCUAAAACGCAUGAGCUCAUUAAGUUGGUGACCGACAUGGAGGAGAAACGGUUGAAGGUGGUGUCAAUUGUUGGGUAUGGAGGCUUGGGAAAGACGACACUUGCAGUCCAGGUAUACAGACACCUUCAAGGGCAAUUUGAUUUUCAAGCUACUGUAUUGAUGUCCAGAAACUUCGAUAUGAGGAGGAUACUACGAGACAUACUUUCCCAAACUAAGAAGAAAACUUACAAGUCCAAGAAAAUGGAAUCAUGGGGUGAAGAUAUACUCAUACAGGAGCUGCGGAAAUUUCUGGAGGAUAAGAGGUACUUUGUUGUCAUUGAUGACAUAUGGGAGGCUCGAAACUGGGAAGCCAUCAAAUGCGCUUUUCCUGAUGGCAAGCCUGGUAGUAGAAUUAUGACGACAACUAGAAUCAUCAGUGUUGCUAAGUCAUCAUGUAUCCAUCGCCGUGAUCAUAUACAUGAAUUAAGUGUUCUUAGUGAAGCUGAUUCUCAAUGUUUGUUUUAUAGAAGAGCUUUUGAUUGUGAAAAUGGAUGUCCACAUGAACUGAAAGACGUUUCCAUUGAAAUUGUGAGAAGGUGUGGUGGUCUACCAUUGGCAAUAAUUACUCUGGCCAGUUUAUUGAGUACUAAAUCAUAUACAAGACAUGAGUGGAUGAUUGUACGGGAUUCUAUUGGUUUGGGACUUAUGAACAAUGCUGAGAUGGAAGACAUGAAUAAGAUAUUAUCUCUCAGUUAUAUUGAUCUCCCUUCCAACCUGAAAACUUGUUUGUUGUACCUUAGUGUAUUUCCAGAAGACUGCGUGAUCACUAGAGUUCGGUUAGUAAGAAGGUGGAUAGCAGAAGGGUUCAUUGAAGCAGAAUGUGGGAAAACUUUAGAAGAACAAGGAGAAAGCUAUUUUAAUGAGCUUAUAAAUAGAAGCCUGAUCCAACCGAUAGAUAUUGAGUAUGAUGGCCGAGCAAGGGCGUGCCGUGUGCAUGAUAUGAUUCUUGAUUUAAUUGUAUCUAAGGCGGUUGAUGCAAAUUUUGUCAGGUUGAUUAACCGAGAGGAUGCAGUUGUCUCCAAUUUGAAGGUUCGCCGACUCUCGCUUGUUUGUGGUCCCCAAGAGUUCAGCACAGAGUCACUCGUGGUUUCUCAAGCUCGAUCCGUCAGUAUUUUUGGGUGUUCUCAACAGUUGCCUCCUCUUUCCAAAUUCAAUGCUCUGAGGGUAGUUGAUAUAGAAGGCCCUAUUGAGAACAACUAUAUAGUGAAUUUUGGAGGGCUACAUUGGCUGAGAUAUCUACGGAUUUCUGCAAGCACUGUUACAGAGCUUCCGGAAAUGAUUGGGCAACUACAAUCUUUGGAGACAUUGGAUCUGAAGCAAACUGCUAUCAGAGAAUUGCCAGCAAGUAUUGUUCAACUGCAACGACUGAAACAUCUAGUUGUUCAGAGUGUAAAGUUGCCUGCUGGAACUGCCAAAAUGCAGUCUCUGCAGGAACUGUCAGAAUUAUAUGUGGACGAUAGCUGUCAAGUAACUUCUCUGCUAGAGCUGAGAAGUUUAGCCAACCUGACAUCUCUUGAUCUUGUUUGGCGCAUCAGUGAUUCACACACAGAAAAAAGGAUCUUUGCGGAAAGUUUGGUAUUGUCCCUCUGUGAACUUGGCAAAUCCAAACUUCGGUUCUUAAAAGUUACUAGUGGUGAAUCUGAUGGUUCAUAUGACUUCAUGUUUGAUGCUUCGUCCUCAAUUCCUCAUCUUCUUGAAGAGUUGACCUUGUACCCAAACUGUUAUAUCAGCGAAAAUCCAAGUUGGAUGUCCUCAAUGCGCGAUCUUACCAAAUUGAAUAUUAUGGUUAAUCCAGUGACACAGGAAGCUGUUGACAUUUUUGGAAACCUGCCUGUCCUGCAAUUUCUUGUAUUGAGCUCAAAAGUAAUUCUUUCGAAAGGGAUUAUCAUCGAGAGUGGUACAUUCAAAUGUCUAAAGGUGUUCCGCUUGUAUUGUCGUGAUAUUGAUAUAGGGCUGACGUUCAAAGCUAGAGCCAUGCAGCGUAUUGAAAAGCUUACGCUUCCAUUCAAGGCACAUGAACCACAACCCGUACUUUGUGGUAAUGAUUUCGGCAUUCGCCAUCUCUGUGCGUUGAAGUAUCUCGAAGCUAGGAUUAGUUGCAGGGGAGCAGCAGCUUGGGAGGUGGAGGAGUUGGAUGCUGCCAUUAGGGAUGCUGCCAGUCUACUCCCUAGCCAUCCAGUGACACGAAUCUUGAUGUAUUAUACAGAAAAGAUGAUAAAUGAUAAAAAGGAGAAGAAGAGUGCUACUGGGAAAUCGUUGUAUUCUGGGGAAUGUUUUGGCAGUAUGGAGGAUCAUUCUUAUCAUCAUCCCCAUCUACAUCAUAUCGUCCAUUCUGGUGAGGAGGAUCCAAAUUCUUGCUCCAUCUGCUGAACUGUGCAAUGGUGCAUCAAUGUACCAUCACCUGAUAAUUUGAUAGGGUAGUUGAAGCAUGAAGCCAAUAAUGCAUUGUAUUAAUGAUUGGUUCUAUACACUACAGGAAUCAGUUAUUUACCGGAGGGAAUUCACCUUCAAAAUAAAUUGCACUGGAGGGAACUAUUUUUUGACAUAGUACACUUCAAAUGCAAUGCAUUUCUACUACAGACUGGGGAUUGGAAGCUCUCGCAAUGCUUAAGUUGAUUAAAAAAAAUGGAGAUGAUUUGAUACGUGAAACAUCUAGUGCUUUGCAUGCUCCUCUACAGCAAUUUUAAUUGUGCCAAGGGCCGAUUGACUGAAGUCGAAAAAGUUUAAUGUUAAGGAUAUUCUGGAUUGUGGUAGAGUACCUGUUUGCAACGGUUCAAUCGUGGGACUAAUUCGUUUUGUUGAUGUUAAUUUUGUGGGUGUUCAUAGUAGCAUCUAUUUAUACUCGUAUGGUUAAUAUUUGCUGGUAUGAAUAUAUUUUUAUGUCUGUUUAUCUUCGAUCCAUUGUACCCCAUGAUGGUGAUAGCGGUACAUGGAUUUCAAAUUCAAUUCUUGCUUCAGUAUAUUGAACUUUUCCAGUA